UUUUGCCGAUUCGGCUUCAGUUUUCCCUCCGUCUUGGUUUCGGUCUGACAGCUAAUAUUAUUUUACAAAUACUUGACCGUUGUAAAUCUGGGUACGUUAGACGUUGAUUUCGAGCGGGACGCGAGUCAGAAAAAGGGUUAAGUGAUCUGAAAAAGCCCGAAAUUGGAUUAACGUUAGCUCGCUAAGCUAACAGGCUAGCUUUCACUGGACUAGCUGUCUAGCCAGCAUUAGCUUGCUAACGUCAACUUAAUCCGAGAUAGCGCUUCAUCUCGCCCGGCCUGAGGCUCCGGACGGAGACAGAGAGCUUCCAGCAAACACGCUGCAGACGGAGUGCUGUAAACCGCCGGAGACGCCCGGACUGGAUUGAAUUAUUAGUGUUGUUUAUUAGAGAUAAUGCGCCUGUAAGUUAGUUCGUUGUUCGUAUUCAAUGUGAUAGACUGAAGUUUAGACUUGUAGAAUUAGACAGCUAGACCUCAUGGAGAACUACUACCACCACCAACAACGCUAUGACUCCUCCGGUCAAGGGCGAGAGAACAAAACGCACCGAAAAAAGGGUUUCGUGGUGGGAGCAGGAACUUCAGCUCACGGCACCUAUGGGAACGAAGAAGGCGAGAAGAAGCCGAAGUUCCCCUUAAACAUCCGAACCCUUACUGACGAUGUGCUGGACAGGUUUGCGAGUAUCCGCAUCCCAGGCAGUAAGAAGGAGCGGCCAAACCUUUCCCACAUGACCAAGCACUCCUCCACCAGCGACUGGUCUUCUUCCUUGGAGUUUGAGGAGCUCUCAUCCAAGAUCACCACAGAGAAGGAGAUCCUUGCCCUCUUUGAAAAGAUGAUGGAGGAUAUGAACCUGAACGAGGACAAGAGAGCUCCACUCCGAGAGAAGGACUUGAGUACUAAGAGGGAGAUGGUGCUUCAGUACAUCGUUACAGCAGCUAAAACUGGAAGUCUGAAGAGCAGCAGCCAGAUAUCUCCUCAGGAGUUUCUCAGUGAGCUGAAAAGUGGAGUUACAGACGAGAAGCUGUUUGCUUGCUUGGAUUCCCUCAGAGUGUCCCUCACCAGCAAUCCAGUCAGCUGGGUGCAGAGUUUCGGUCAUGAGGGAUUGGGUCUUCUGCUGGAUAUACUGGAGAGACUCCUACUCAAAAAACACCAGGAUAAGGUUGAUAAGAAGAGUCAGCACAAAGUCAUCCAGUGCCUGAAGGCUUUCAUGAACAACAAGUAUGGGCUGGAGCGGAUCCUCGGGGAAGAGAAGAGUCUGGCACUGCUGGCCCGAGCGAUGGAUCCUUGUCAGCCUGCCAUGAUGACAGACGUCGUCAAACUGCUCUCUGCCAUCUGUAUUGUGGGAGAGGAGAACACGUUGGAGAAGGUCCUUGAAGCCAUCACAAGCGCGGGGGAGAGGUUGGAGAUGAGUCGCUUCAGUCCCAUAGUCCAGGGCCUCGCUGACCGCUCCGUCCAGCUUCAGGUGGCCUGUAUGCAGCUCAUCAACGCUCUUGUUACGUCUCCUGAUGAGCUGGACUUUAGGCUGCACAUCCGAAAUGAGUUCAUGCGCUGCGGCCUGCGAGAGAUAUUGCCGAAUCUGGGUGCUAUCAAGAAUGAAGCUCUGGACAUCCAGCUGAAGGUGUUCGAGGAGCAUAAAGAGGAGGACAUGAUUGAAUUCUCUCACCGUCUGGAGGACAUUAAAGCUGAAUUUGAUGAUGUAGGGGACGUUUUCAACAUGUUGUUCAGCGUGGUGAAGGACACGACUGCGGAGGUCCAUUUCCUCUCCAUCCUGCAGCACCUGAUGCUCAUCAGGAACGACUACUUUGUGCGGCCUCAGUACUUUAAGAUCAUAGAGGAGUGUGUGUCUCAAAUUGUCCUGCAUCGCAGUGGCACAGAUCCAGACUUCUCCUACCGCAAGCGCCUGGAUGUGGACUUCAGCCACCUUCUAGAGGUGUGUGUGGAUAAGGCACGGGCAGAUGAAUAUGAGCAGAGAGCCUCAGAGUUGGCUCAAAAGUUUGACGAAGAGCUGAUGGGCAGACAGGACGCCAUGGCCCAGCUGCUGAAGAAGGAGGAGAAAAUCAGUGAGCUGGAGGCAGAGCUGCAGGCCUUUAGAUCUCAGUUUGGAGCAGUGCCGGUGGGCAUACCUACAGUGCAGUCUGUCCCAGCCUUGUCGUCUUCGUCAUCUUCAUCAUCUUUUGCCCCAGGGGCCCCUCCUCCACCCCCUGUUCCUGGGGGUCCAGCUCCGCCACCCCCACCUCCUCCCCCGCCCCCACCAGGCUGUGCCGCCAUGCCCGGAGUGCCUCCUCCUCCUCCUUUUGGCAUCCCUCCCCCUCCUCCGCCAGGUCUGGGGGGCCUGAUGUCCUCCCCCACCCACCAUGUGCUGCCUUUUGGCCUUCGGCCCAAGAAGGAGUUCAAGCCUGAGACCACCAUGAAGCGCCUCAACUGGUCCAAGAUCCGUCCUCAGGAGAUGUCAGAGAACUGUUUCUGGGUCAUAGUGAACGAAGACCGCUAUGAGGAUAAGGAUUUGUUGGGCCGCUUGGCUCUUACCUUCGGAUCACAGAGAAACGAGCCCAAAGCUCGACGAGAGGAGGAGGAGCUGGAAGAGAAGAAAUCGGUGAAGAAAAGAAUCAAAGAGCUGAAAGUGCUGGACCCAAAGAUAGCUCAGAACCUGUCCAUUUUCCUGGGUUCUUUCCGUAUGCCUUAUGAAGAGAUCAGGAGGAUGAUUAUGGAGGUAGAUGAGGAGCAGCUAACAGAACCUAUGAUCCAGAAUCUGGUGAAGCACCUUCCUGAGCAGGAACAGCUGAAUGCACUGGCCAAGUACAAGAAUGAAUAUGCCAGUCUGUCUGAACCUGAACAGUUUGGGGUUGUGAUGAGUGAUGUAAAGCGGCUGAGGCCCAGGCUGAACUCCAUCCUCUUUAAGCUGCAGUUUGAGGAGCAGGUGAGUCACCUGCGGCCAGACAUCCUAGCGGUGAAUGCAGCUUGUGACGAGGUGAGGAAGAGCAAAGCCUUCAGCAAGCUGCUUGAGCUGGUGCUGUUGAUGGGCAACUUCAUGAAUGCCGGCUCGCGCAACGCCCAGUCCUUCGGCUUUGACCUCAGCUCCCUCUGCAAGCUGAAGGACACCAAGUCAGCUGAUCAGAAGUCCACUCUGCUGCACUUUCUCGCUGAGGUGUGUGAGGAGAAAUAUCCUGAUGUUCUUAGAUUUGCGGACGACCUGCAACAUGUGGACAGAGCCAGUCGAGUAUCAGCGGAGAACCUGGAGAAGACUCUGAGGCAGAUGGAGAAGCAGCUGCUGCAGCUGGAGAAAGAUCUGGACACCUUCAGCUCCCCCAUCGACCAGCAAGACCUGUUCCACAGCAAGAUGGCUAGCUUCUCCAUGCAGGCAAGGGAGCAGUACCAGAAGCUGGUCAUCAUGCAUGGAAAUAUGGGCACGCUGUACCAGAACAUGGUGGAGUACUUCGCCAUCGAUCCUAAGAAGACCUCAGUCGAGGAGCUGUUCACGGACCUCAGCAACUUCAGAGCCAUGUUUGUGCAAGCGGUGAAGGAGAACGGGCGGAGGCGGGAGGCGGAGGAGAAGCAGAGGAGAGCGAGGGCAGCCAAAGAGAAGGCCGAGCGUGAGAAGCAGGAGCGGCAGCAGAGGAAGAAGAGGCUGUUGGAGGUCAAUGCAGAAAAGGAUGAGACUGGAGUGAUGGACAGCCUGCUGGAAGCGCUGCAGUCUGGAGCUGCUUUCAGAGACCGCAGGAAAAGAGCACCUAGGCCCCGAGAUGAACCACCUCAAACGGUCAGCCAAAGGCCAGUUCUGAAAGACUGCAACCAUGAAAACACAAGGGUACCUCUGCAAAGGUCACGGUCCCGGCAGAAUAUCAAUUUCAGCUCAACGCGAGCCCCCGCUGCCAGGGAGGCUCAUUACGAGAACGAGGCCCAUCCGUCUGCAGCACGGAGAGCAGCCCCUGCCCACCGGCCGGACAGGGAGAAAGAGAGGGAACGGGAAAAAGAGAGGGAGAGGGAGAGGGAGCGGGAGCGAGCAAAAGAUCAGGAGAGCGAGAAAGAACAGACCCCGCCAGGGCGCUCGGCUAACGGGGACGCAGACGUGGAGGCUCUGCUUGCUCGACUCCGCGCCCUGUGACCUCACAUCCCCUUCUGACCUCUGUGUACGGUCACCACGGCAACGGCCAGACCAAGCCCAAUUAAGCUGGCCAUCCCUCGCACUAAUGAACGCCGUCAAGUAGCUCGCACACAAACACAAAAGUCUUAACAAUUAACCUUUCCUUUCACACGUCCCUGCCCUUUUCCUCUCGACAACUGGCGAGGGAGGCGAGUCAUUGUCCUCUGGCGCUUACCAAAAGCUUUUAGAGCUCCGUUCAGUUUGGGCGUCUUUGUUUAAACGAGAGGGUUUUGAUGGUUGAGGGCGACCCCGCGGCCACACUUUCUGAGCUUAAUAAAAAACAGAAAAGCAUUUAUAUUGAAAUUCAAGUUUAAAGAAAUUCAAAUCUAAAGGUAAAAGAGCCAAAUGGCUAGAGAACAGUGGUACAGAGUUGUCAGAAAGACAAAAGUAGCUAGACUUCAUGCUGGUCUUUAAGGCUACAGGGCCUUUGUCUUAAAUACAUAUGUGCACUUUCAAUAUAUUCUUUAUUCUAUGCAGACUCAUGAAACUAUAAUAUUUAUGGCUUUUUAUUUUCUAACUAUAACAAUUUUAGCUUUUAAAACGGCUUAGCCUCACAUACAAAAUAAGACCAAACUAAUAAUGAAUAAUAAGGGCUAGGAGAUAUCAUUUGGUAUUGCUGCAUAUUAAACCUAAUUAAUCAUUUUUGUCAGCUUUAUGUAUAAAAAAUAGACAUCAAAUUAAACUGGCAGUGUUGCUUUUGCAGCCAAAGUAAGACCUUCAGACAAUGAUUUUUAAAACAACGCAAGCCCUAAGUCACAGCUGUAAGCGUGGUUAACGUUUGAAAUUGAUCAAACAAC
Colossoma macropomum (tambaqui) is the source of this 4935-nucleotide messenger RNA. RefSeq names its product diaphanous-related formin 3 (gene diaph3). Lineage: Eukaryota; Metazoa; Chordata; Actinopteri; Characiformes; Serrasalmidae. Gene Ontology annotation, molecular function: small GTPase binding; actin binding; microtubule binding. The record is from RefSeq and is a predicted model, not a curated record. Gene Ontology annotation, biological process: actin cytoskeleton organization; actin filament polymerization. The coding region runs from base 476 to 4099 and encodes 1207 amino acids. The transcript has 29 exons. Gene Ontology annotation, cellular component: actin filament; cytoplasm.